UCAAAGACGAUACAAACAAUGCCAUCAUUUGACACGGUUGAUUCUGAAUGUCGUGAGUUGAAUCAGGUACAUCAGUUUCAAAAUGGCGGUAAAUGUGGAGUCUGCGGGGAUGAGUACGGAAAACCCCAACUUUACUCACCACCUGGUAAAUUUGCCACUGGUACCAUCACCAGGAGCUAUGCGAUGGACAGUAAUGCCUCAAUGACGUUUGAAAUCACUGCAAGCCAUCGAGGUUACCUUGAGUUCAGAAUUUGUCCGAACAAUGAUGUGAACAAGGCAGCCACACAGGACUGUCUUGACCAGUAUAUACUUUCUGAUGUCCAAACAGGAGGAACCAAAUUUUAUUUUAAUUAUCAGACAGGAGGGAAAUUCACAGUAACGGUUUCACUGCCUAAGGGUUUAACUUGUUCUCACUGUGUUAUUCAGUGGCGAUAUCGUACAGGAAACAGUUGGGGAUGUGUAAAUGAUGAUGCAUCAAAUCCUGAAAAUUGUGGCAUCGGAAAAGGAAGACAGGAAGAGUUUUAUGCAUGCGCAGACGUUGCAAUUAACAAUAAUGGUAAUGUCGCAUUUACUUCGACAUCAUCUACAGUUGCAACUACUUCAACCACAAUGUUUAAAGAUUCUACAACUUCGCAACCGUCGUCUACACCAAUUAAACCAUCGACAGCUUCUGCCUCAACACGCUUGACAACAGUAUUAUCUACGGUGACAACUUCUUCAUCCAUACUAUCUUCAACAACAACAAAAUCCGUACAGGUCAAAUGUACUGCAAUAGGAGCCUUUAAAGGAAAUUCUGUUAUGGACUGGUGGUGUAAAAUCAACUGUCAGGUUGGAUACUGCCCAACAACAUACUGUAGUGAGGGUUGUAGUUCAACUUCGGUCAGUUUUCCAACCACCGUUACCUCAGCCAGUAACCCAACAACCCUUACUUCAACCAGCAUUCCAACAACUGUUACUUCACCUAGAACAACCAGAACUUCCACAACAAACAAGAAAACAACAUCAGCGACAACAGUAUUAACCACUCGUAGCUCAACCGAAGGUCCGCCUACCGAAACUGUUACCUGUGUUGGAACAGGCGCAUGGAAAGGCAAUACAGCAAUGACUGCUUGGUGCGAUGCUAACUGUAAACUAGGUCACUGUCCUCCAAGUCACUGUCAGUGUCUUAAAGAUGGCUCACUGACCGAAAUAACGUAUGGUUUAGGUGAUAAAUGCGCUACUGUGAUGCCAAAUAUUUCUACAAACUACAAACUGUAUAUGGAUCUUUGGUGUAAACAUAAUUGUCCAAGUUUUGGAUGUUGGAAUAUUCCACACAUUUGUGUAUGUUAAAUAGGGGAAAAAAAUAUUCAAAAUCUAAACAAUUAGGCAUAUCAACCAUUUACUCGAAUCAGAUUUUCCUUCCAGAUUGAAUCAUGAUUUGGGUAGACAAGUGGCGUUGUUUCUUGUUUAUUUAUCAUUAUUUUAUAAUUAAAAAGGAGAAUGAUGAAUUGCGAUGGUAUCAUAUUUUUUAAAAGAAUAAAUUCAUUUGCAAACACGGAGAAUUCACUUCAAUAAACGAAAAUAUGGAAAAUAGAUACCAGAUCUAGACACACUCCGGACUUGGUUGUUUACAAUAAUAAACUUUAUUCAUUAAAAAUAUUGGGUCUGUCCUACUGAGUUCAAAUUAACUAAAAAGCAUUGAAUACCAUAUUGGUGUGGAAUGCAUAAGAUUAUAAAUUUUGUAAUGAAGGUAUCUUGCAUACGAAAUGAUAAUCGUAAAAGGAGUCUCUAUACCAUCAGUAAUAUUCAAGCGACAGUAGUCAAUGUCCGUUUUAUCGAAUUGU
Messenger RNA from Mytilus trossulus (common blue mussel), 1823 nucleotides. RefSeq lists its product as uncharacterized. The transcript is spliced from 3 exons. Lineage: Eukaryota; Metazoa; Mollusca; Bivalvia; Mytilida; Mytilidae. The record is from RefSeq and is a predicted model, not a curated record. The coding region runs from base 19 to 1329 and encodes 436 amino acids.